AGCCAGCACUAAAACAACACAAGCGCAGCAAAAAAAAAAAGAUUUUGCAAUUUUUAUUAGUUUCUACACAAUAUAUUUUAAUGUAGAUUUAAACAAAACAUCGUGUACAAUGGGAUAUGAUGUCAAUCGCUUUCAAGGCGAAGUGGACGAGGAGCUAACAUGUCCCAUAUGUUCCGGUGUGCUAGAGGAUCCGCUGCAGGCGGUUAUGUGUGAGCACGCCUUCUGUCGUGGCUGUAUAAAUGAGUGGUUAACACGCCAGCCAACAUGUCCAGUCGAUCGCAACGCAUUAACAACGGCCAAUUUGCGAGCUGUGCCGCGCAUAUUGCGCAACUUGUUAUCCAGACUUUCCAUAACCUGUGACAAUGCGCCCUAUGGCUGCACAGCUGUACUUAAGCUGGAUGCAUACAAUUCGCACUUGGAGGAGUGCGUGCAUAAUCCGAAACGGCCGUUUCCCUGUGAGAAAGGCUGUGGCUUUGACAUACCUAAGGAUGAGCUGAAGGAUCACAAUUGUGUGCGUGAGCUGCGCACACUAAUCGUUAAACAAACGGAGCAAAUGAAUCAAAUGAAAACGGAGUUAGUUGACGAACAGCUGACCAUCAAUGAGCUGAAGCGUGAAUUGCAGCUCUUCAAAGAUUUUAUGCGUGCGAUGCGCGUGUCAAAUCCGGCAAUGCGCGCCAUUGCCGAUCAAAUGGAGCGCGACGAGGUGAUACGCUGGAGCAGCGCUUUGGCCAGAGCGCGUGUCACACGCUGGGGCGGCAUGAUCUCUACACCCGACGAUGCCCUACAGCUGAUGAUCAAGCGCGCCCUGUCCGAGUCUGGUUGCCCGCCACACAUACUGGAUAGUUUAAUGGAGAACUGCCACGAGCGGAGAUGGCCCCGGGGACUCAGUUCGCUUGAGACGCGACAGAAUAAUCGUCGCAUCUACGACAAUUAUGUUUGCCGACGCAUACCAGGCAAACAGGCGGUGCUUGUGCUGAGCUGUGACAAUGUGCACAUGACUGAGGAUGUUAUGGUCGAGCCGGGCCUGGUUAUGAUCUUUGCGCAUGGCAUCGAAUAGGCAUCUCUAAUACAUUCAACUAUAAUUAGUAACUAAAUACUAAAUGUAUAUCAAACAGUG
Molecule: messenger RNA, 1117 nt
Organism: Drosophila grimshawi
Lineage: Eukaryota; Metazoa; Arthropoda; Insecta; Diptera; Drosophilidae
Gene: elgi
Product: E3 ubiquitin-protein ligase NRDP1
Exons: 5
Coding region: 110-1057 (315 amino acids)
Biological process (GO): protein K63-linked ubiquitination; positive regulation of JNK cascade; regulation of canonical NF-kappaB signal transduction
Cellular component (GO): plasma membrane signaling receptor complex
Molecular function (GO): ubiquitin protein ligase activity
Source: RefSeq, a predicted model, not a curated record